Molecule: messenger RNA, 1386 nt
Organism: Adineta ricciae
Lineage: Eukaryota; Metazoa; Rotifera; Eurotatoria; Adinetida; Adinetidae
Source: the annotation of a GenBank genome assembly
AUGGCAAUGUCUAAUUUAUCGACUUUAGCACCGUCGCUGGCAGAUUAUGCUCCUUAUUAUUAUCAAUUUCGUGCAAUUCAUCGUUUUCUUGUUAGUAUCACGUAUCCUUAUAUAUUUUUUAUUACUUUUGUUGGUUUUAUCACCAAUACAUUAACUGUGAUACUUUUAUCAAAAAAAAACGUGACUAGAAACUUGAAAAACAAAUGGACGUUAAUUGCAUUAGCGCUCAGCGAUCUUCUAUUCAACACAGUAUUACUAAUUCGUGGGAUACAUGAUCUUACGAAGUUGAAGGCACAUUAUAUCUGUUUGGUUGUAUCGUUUCUUAGCCAUCUUGCUGAGUUAUUAUCUGCGUGUUAUACCGUCGCGUUUACUAUUCAACGUUACUAUGCUAUUCGAUGUCCGUUGGAAGCCGCUGUUCGACGCCGUUCAUCGCCUAUUGUUUCUCUGCUGCUGAUAUUCAUUUUGAGUUCAGUUUUUUGUUUUCUCAUAUCGUAUUAUAAUAAUUAUGAAGAUUGUCUCGAAGAAUUAUAUCUUAACUGGUUCAUAGCGGAUGCCUUUUUCUCAUUUGUGAUUCCGGUUAUAUUAAUUUUAAUCUUCAAUACACUCAUUGUAAAUUAUAUCCGAAAACGCUCAUAUGUAUCAGUGACUCGUGAAACCUCGUUGUUUUCAGCAAGACAAUUAGCAAAUGCUGACGACAUGGACGGACUUGAACAUAAUGCAACAACGGUAUUAUCAACAAUAUUGAGUCAAGACGACGGAAACGAAUAUAUUGAAUUGAAUGAAUCGAACGGUGUCAAUCAAUCAUGCGUUGCGGCACCAUCAGAACGUGUUAGUUCCGGAGAAGUAUCAUUAAAUCGUCAAUCUCGAACGAAAGUCCAAUCACAACGAUAUUUCUAUCGUCCGAAACUGAUAUCUUUCGAUUCCUAUUUUAAUCGAAAAUCAAAGAAAUCUUCGUUUCAAUCUAAUGAGAAUGAGACCAUGGACCAAUUGUCAGUGAAAACAUCCCAGUCUAUACAUGUUACACGAAUGCUUGUUCUCGUUUCCACCUGCUUCCUACUACUAAAUGCACCGGGACAUUUAUGUGUCAUUAUCUUGAAAGUCUACAUCGAUAUUUACAAUCGACCAAUGGAUGGUGAACACAUUUCCUCGUACGAUUACAGUUUAAUACAAAAUUCCACUUUAAAUAGCAACAUGAUCUCAUCGUAUCAGCCAAAAGAAUCAACAACUAACGAUCAAUUAAUAAUCCAUUUGCUUUACACUGCUGUUUUAUUCACACAAUUAAUCGCGUAUGCAUCAUAUUCCAUAAAUUUCUUUCUUUACUCAUUCAGUGGAAUAACUUUCCGAGCAAGUCUUCGACAGUUAAUCAGACGAUUCCGAAAACACUAA